Molecule: messenger RNA, 2267 nt
Organism: Betta splendens (Siamese fighting fish)
Lineage: Eukaryota; Metazoa; Chordata; Actinopteri; Anabantiformes; Osphronemidae
Gene: cts12
Product: cathepsin 12
Exons: 8
Coding region: 547-1605 (352 amino acids)
Biological process (GO): immune response
Cellular component (GO): lysosome
Molecular function (GO): cysteine-type endopeptidase activity
Source: RefSeq, a predicted model, not a curated record
UUAUCUCCUCUAUCAUGAAUCGACACCCCUUGCACUAACCAUGUAAUAUGUAAUAAUUGCAAGUUUUAUCUGUAUAGCAUAAAAUUAUAUAUACACAGAGAAUAGUAGAGUAGAAAACCGGGCAGGCAUAUACUUUUACUGUUCUUUCAUUUAAUUGAGCUUUUGAUGCCAGAACUUUCACUUGCAAUGGAGCAUUUCUGCAUGAAUGCAUUGGUACUUUAACUUAAGUAAGGACUCCGAGUGCGUUGUGCAAAACAGGUUUGUUAAAAUUAGACGUCAGAUGCUCUGGUCAAUUAUAAACCAGCAUUUGAAGGCUUUACAAUAUUGCAGCUUUGGCGCUCUCUGAAUGAUAAUAAGGUGUUACCGAGCAGGAGCAGGAAAAAGCAUCUUGUUUUUGUUGACUAAUGCUCCUCACAGGUGCUGCCAUAAAUGUUGACUUAGGGAUUCAGUAAAAGUAUAGUGGCAGCGUAUACUUACUGCAGAGCUAUAUAAGAAGGAUUCACAGCCCGUCUGUGGCCACGUCCACGUCCGGAUAGCUCCUAAGACAUGGAAACAAAACAGGCUGGCGUCCAUGCAGUCCAGCAGGCUGUCCUCCUGCUGAGAGCAGCUCUGCUCUCUGUCCUGCUGUGUGGCCCCUGGCAGGUGCUGUCGGACUCGGACGAGGCGGUGCUGACCGAGUGGGAGGUCUGGAAGAGCAGCCACGGCGUGGCCUACGACGAGAUGGACGACGUGCAGAGGAAGGCCAUCUGGGAGGACAACAAGAGAAUGAUUGAUGACAAUAAUCAAAGGUUUUUCAUGGGGAUGAGGCCGUUUUCUAUGGCCAUGAAUAAAUACGGAGACUUGACAAAACUAGAAUAUGACAUUUUACAAGGUGCCAGGAUCAACGCCCAGUUUGUAAAGAGAGGGAAGACAAACUCUGCAAGAAAGCUGCGUAACGCCGCCAAGAAGAUAGAUGCGUCGGCGGUCGACUACAGAAACAGGGGCUACGUCACUGAGGUCAAAGACCAGGGAUACUGUGGUUCGUGCUGGGCCUUCAGCACCACAGGGGCCAUCGAGGGACAGAUAUACAAGCAGACGGGGCAGCUGGUCUCGCUGAGCGAGCAGAACCUGGUGGACUGCUCCAGGUCCUACGGCACUUACGGCUGCAGCGGUGCCUGGAUGGCUAAUGCCUAUGACUACGUGGUCAGCAACGGGCUGCAGUCCACAAACACCUACCCUUACACCUCCGUGGACACGCAGCCGUGCUACUACGACAGCAGGCUGGCGGUGGCUCACAUCCAGGAAUACAGGUUCAUACCCAAAGGAGACGAGCAGGCGCUGGCCGACGCCGUGGCCACGAUCGGCCCGGUGACCGUAGCCAUCGAUGCGGACCAUGCCAGCUUCCUGUUCUACAGCUCAGGGAUAUACGACGAGCCGGCCUGUAACCCCAACAAUCUGAGCCACGCCGUGCUGCUGGUUGGUUACGGCUCUGAGGGAGGCCAGGACUACUGGAUCAUCAAAAACAGCUGGGGCACCGGAUGGGGCGAGGGCGGCUACAUGCGACUGGUCCGGGACGGCAGCAACACGUGCGGCAUCGCCAGCUACGCCUUGUACCCCGUGCUGUGAUCCGUCAGAGCUCCUGUCCGGCCUGUGAGCGGAGCUGCUUAGCCGCUAAUGCGUCUGAAGUCACACAUUGGCCUCGCAUCUAUAUAUAUACUAAACCUUCUGCUGAACCCUUCCACUAAUAACGGUUAGCAGCCCACUAAUAAUCAAAGUCGGAUUCAUAAGUGCUAAAAUACAAUCAGCAAUUACAGGGAACACGCAUGGGUGAACAGUCUGCUUCAUUUUGACCCACGUGGUUAACAAACAGCCAGCGGAGAGUAAAAGCCAGGAUUUGCAUCAAAUGACGGGACAAACUGCAUAAAUAGAGUCGAGGCUUUAGAAAACAGGAAGGAGCUCAGCUCUCUCCUUAAAAUGUGUCCAUGCAAAUAUCCAGCAUCAAACUGCUGACAGUUCAGGGAACAGGACGUUGGUCACUGAUUGUGUUUAAUGGCAAUUUUUUGGACUGCAAUACUUUUUUUGUAGAAUAGAGCUUGUUUUAACGCGGGUCUGUGAACUCGGUGGCCUCAGCGCCUGAGGAUCCACUUGACCCGAUUUGGAACAGAGCUAAUGAAACUGUACUUUAUCUUUUCGGUGCACAUACUGUAAACCUUUUACCUCCCUCUGUUCUGUUGUUGUGUUGAUCAGCUGUGUUCUGUCGGCUUCCCAGCUGAUAAUAAAGUCAUUUU